CAGGAAAAUUUAAUGAAUCCAAUGUUGGGGGCAUCCUUCAGUGGCUUGGCAGAAACUGUAAAAAUGGCUUAGAGUAAUAAGGCAUCCUCAAGCAACCAUCUUAUAUUUCCUCACUCCCUCCCACCCUCUCUCUCUCUCUCUCUAUGAUGGCUUUCCCAAACCACAUGGAGAUUACGAUCCCAAGAGAGAAUGCAGAGCAAAACCAUGGUAACAUUAGGGUUGUCCCUGAAGUAGAAGCAUUUGACUUGUCACUUAGGGCACAAUGGCUGCAAGCUGCUGUGCUAGGAGCCAACGACGGGUUUGUAUCCGUUGCAUCACUGAUGAUGGGGGUUGGAGUUGUUAAAGACGAAGUUAGGGUUGUGAUCCUCACUUUCUUGGCUGGAAUUUUUGCUAGUGCUUGCAGUAUGGCGAUAGGGGAACUAGUCUAUGCCUCCUCUCAGUUGGAAGUAGUGAUAGCUCAGAUGAAGAGAGAUGGUUCAGCCAAUCCCUUUCAACCUGCUCUCCAAUCAUGCUUCGCCUUUUCAGUGGGCGCUUUCGCCCCAAUUCUUGUGGCUGCUUAUAUAACUGAAUAUAGUGUUAGGCUAGCUGUGGUCAUGGUGGGUGCCACCACUGUGGGCUUGCUGGCGACUGGCUGCCUUGGGACGGCGCUAAGCCGCAGUCAGGUGGGCUCUUCUUGUGUUAGGGUGCUGGUGGGAGGCUGGAUGGCUAUGGCAAUUGCUGUUUGUUUCUCUAAAUUACUUGCUGCUAGCGGUAUGGAAAUGUGAUGUCAUUGAAAAUUUGUCGUACCAAUUUACUCGUUGACAGAGUUAUUUAGGAAUUUAUAAUAAUUUCAACGCAAUAAAACGAACUAUUAACUUGCAA
Salvia miltiorrhiza (redroot sage) is the source of this 861-nucleotide messenger RNA. RefSeq names its product vacuolar iron transporter homolog 4-like. Gene Ontology annotation, cellular component: membrane. The record is from RefSeq and is a predicted model, not a curated record. Gene Ontology annotation, molecular function: iron ion transmembrane transporter activity; manganese ion transmembrane transporter activity. Gene Ontology annotation, biological process: intracellular manganese ion homeostasis. Bases 144 to 764 code for a protein of 206 amino acids. NCBI's taxonomy places the organism in Eukaryota, Viridiplantae, Streptophyta, Magnoliopsida, Lamiales, Lamiaceae. The transcript is spliced from 2 exons.